GCAAAGCUAAGCCAAUAGGAUGCUCGAAGGUGAAGUCGUCCCGCCUUAAGCCGAGGGGCCCAAUAGGAAGCGCGGGCGGCGUGUUUGAAAGUGAGGCCAAAGAGGGUGGGAGCGUGUGCUGCUGGGAGUUGUUUGGAGGUUGGCGGCGCGGUGCUGACGAUCCUUUGGCAGAGCGAUCAUGUCGCACAAACAAAUUUACUAUUCGGACAAAUACGACGACGAGGAGUUCGAGUAUCGGCAUGUCAUGUUGCCCAAGGACAUAGCCAAGCUGGUCCCUAAAACCCAUUUGAUGUCUGAAUCUGAAUGGAGGAAUCUUGGUGUUCAGCAGAGUCAGGGAUGGGUCCAUUAUAUGAUCCAUGAACCAGAACCUCACAUCUUGCUGUUUCGGCGGCCGCUGCCCAAGAAGCCAAAGAAAUGAAGCUGGAGAACCGCUUUGCAGCCUCAAGCUUCACACAGCAGUCCUCAUUUGCUAACAUCUUUCUGAUAAAAUUAUGUUGCCUUCUUGUUUCUCACUUUGAUAUUUAAAGGAUGUUUCAAAUACACUGUUUGGAUGUGCGGGUGGCUGCUUUGCUUCUUCAGAGCCAGCAGCACACAGCCCAGCCAGACCAAGGCUUUUGGGGCUGCAGCUUCGGCUGAGUGUGACCCCAGAAACCACGGUGAGCUCUGUGUCUAGCAGAUCACACCUGGCAGAUGGAGGAAGCACCUAACACGACCAUGGCUGUUACAGGGACUGUGGAAACUUGCUGUUUUGUUUUUUUCCUGCCAGGUGUUUUGUGUAUGGUGAUUUAUGUUUCAAUGUGUUGGAAACUUUCCAUUUUAUUCAAGAAAUCUGUUUCAUGUUAAUAGCCUGAUUAAAGAGGAAGUUUUUAUAAUCUAA
This is a messenger RNA of Hipposideros armiger (great roundleaf bat), 877 nucleotides long. It is a transcript of the gene CKS1B, whose product is annotated as CDC28 protein kinase regulatory subunit 1B. The transcript has 3 exons. The record is from RefSeq and is a predicted model, not a curated record. Gene Ontology annotation, molecular function: cyclin-dependent protein serine/threonine kinase regulator activity. The coding region runs from base 179 to 418 and encodes 79 amino acids. Lineage: Eukaryota; Metazoa; Chordata; Mammalia; Chiroptera; Hipposideridae.